AUGGCUCAAUCCAUCAAGAAUGUGAUGUUGAUGGGUAAGAGCGUCGUCAUCUACGACUCGGGAGUUAAGCCGUGGUCAACCACCAAUAUCGGGACCGCCGCCUCUGCCAUUGUCAAGGUACUUGCUGCUCUGGAGAAGGCUACCGAGUCCAAGUGGGAGGCCAAGCAGAUGACCUCGGCCGAAAGGCUGGAAAAGGCUGCAGACAUGGGCGACAAGGAUCACUCGGAGGGGCUGAAGCUGUUUUGCCUGAUGCUCAUGCACCCUAAAACUGAUAUUCGGUACCACUCAGGUCAGUCUUUGGAGCUAAUCUACUUCUCCGAGUACAAAAAUUCGCCGAGACAGGAGCUCCGAGUUGCAAGACUGAUUGUCGUUGACUAUGACAAGAUUCGACAAAGGGACGAGGUCGAAUCUGCGAGGUUGUGCACAGUCUGUGUCGAGUGGGGCUGCUUCUACUCGAACCUUUCAAGUAGACCAUCACAGCCGUUGCUGGAAUCUAUGGGCCCCGCCGAUGAGCACAGACUCGAAAUACAGCAUCGCAUCUCCUCUCUAUCGACCUCCGCGGUCGUCCUCCAAUACUUCCCGCCGCUACACGACCUCCCACCUCCCACCAGCCAGGUUCACUUUACACACACAGACGCCGGCAGUAUUUCUGUGCUCUUCGCCUCCAAAUGGGGCCUGCAGGCGCACCCUCCAGGACAAGAACCCUGGGAGUACGUCGCGCCAGGACCCCACUGCGCCGUUGUCAACGUCGGCGACUCCUAG
Molecule: messenger RNA, 762 nt
Organism: Emericellopsis cladophorae
Lineage: Eukaryota; Fungi; Ascomycota; Sordariomycetes; Hypocreales; Bionectriaceae
Product: 2OG-Fe(II) oxygenase family oxidoreductase
Exons: 6
Coding region: 1-762 (253 amino acids)
Source: RefSeq, a predicted model, not a curated record